GAACAGCUGCUCGGUGCGAGCUGACCUCAGCAGCCCUCUAGUUUCUUAACGAUAUUAGUGAUAAUGUGGAUUGAUUUGUCCUGCUCCACUUAGAAAAAAAAAACCCAAGCUAAGAGCUGCCAUCGGGACUUGGAGUUCCAGUUCUGGUUAAUCUAUAGAAGUAGGGUCUAAGGACACCAUGGCAGAGAUGGAGGAAGACGUUGGAGACCUCGCACCGGCUGGGGAGGGUGACGAUGAGUCAGACAGGGAUGAAGAGGGCAGAGAGUUUGACUGGGUGGCUGAUGUUGAUGAUGAGGACGAGGACGAGGAGGAGGAGGAGGAAGAGGAGGUGGAGGAUGAGCAGCCGCUUGACACUGAAGCGUCCGAGUCGUUUGAGUUGGACACCCCGGCUGAGCGCAGUGGUCACAUUGCGGUGGUCGAUGGAAACUACAUGUACAUCUGGGGAGGAUACAAGAAUGCUCAAAACCACGGAUUCUUUGACUUGUACCUGCCAAGAGUUGAGAUCUGGGCGUAUAACAUGGAGUCGGGAGUAUGGACUAAGCACAUAACGGGAGGUAACCUGCACACGUCCAUGUCGGGCAGCUGUGGAGUGUGUGUUGAUGGAGUGCUGUACCUGUUUGGAGGGCAUCAUGCCAGGGGAAACACUAACAGGAUCUACCGUCUUCACCUGAGAGCUCCCAGCCUGGUCUGGGAGGAAAUGACCGAUCUGAAAGGAGUCCCUCCAUCCUGCAAGGACAAACUAGGCUGCUGGGUUCAGAAGGACAGAUUAAUAUUCUUUGGGGGUUAUGGCACUGCUGCUCAAGGACACCGGGGGACAUUUGAGUAUGAUGAAUCUUCUUCAUUUGUGUGGGACAACCCCGGGCGAGGUUGGAACAAUCACAUCCACAUCCUGGACCUGGAGACCUCAACAUGGAGCCAGCCCAUCACUAAGGGCAACACUCCGUCACCCAGAGCAGCUCAUGCCUGUGCUACAUUGGGCAACAGAGGCUAUGUGUUUGGAGGACGAUACAAGAACUACAGACUAAAUGACCUGUACUACAUUGACUUGGACACAUGGGAGUGGCAUGAAAUGAGCGUCCCCCAACAGGGUCCAGUGGGUCGAUCGUGGCACUCCUUCACUCCAGUUUCACCAGACCACAUCUUCCUUUUCGGAGGUUUCACCACAGACAGAGAGACGCUGAGUGAUGCUUGGCUGUACUGUGUGAGUAAAAAUGAGUGGAAACCGUUCAAGCACAGCCACAUGGAGAGCCCCAGGCUGUGGCACACGGCAUGCUCUGGUCCAGAUGGGGAGGUAUUUGUGUUUGGAGGCUGUGCCAACAACUUAUUAUCUCACCAGAGAGCUGCUCACAGCAAUGAGUUAUUGAUUUUCAACGUGCAGCCCAAAUCACUUGUUCGGUUCUGCAUGGAUGCCGCGCUGCAGCACAGGGAACGUCUGGCGAGUUGCUGGGACUGCCUGCCCAAACAUCUCCUGCACAGCCUGCACCAGAGGAUGGCCCGUGCCAACACACUGGGCUCCUAGUCGGUCUAGUCCACAGGAUCACAGGAUAUGUAUGCAAGAGCUGGAGAGACAGAGGGAAACGUACUGGCUGGUGCUCUUGGGGCAGGUUAGUUCUUUAAAGAGUGCCAGUUUUAUGUGUGUACACAAACAUACAUACAAAAAAAAUGUCUUAGCAAUAGUGGACUGCCAUGGCUCUGUGGAAACUGGUCCCACCAAGGUUCACAGGCAGUCCUCAAAGGAGUGUGUAACAAUCAGUCAAGCACCUAAAGCGCCAGUAGGAUGUUCAGUGGACGAGUGUGGUGAUGCUCAGCCUUGUUUUAGCUUCAUGCUUUAGCCCAGGACUGCUCUAAAACUUUGUAUGCUCUCAUGCAAGUUGACUUUCACUAAACAGCAGACCCUUAUUUGAAGUGAUGUUGUCCCGCAAUGCCCCCGCCUUUAAUAAUCACAGCUGCAGGAAAUUUAAUUUAUAUAACUUGUAGGUAUCACUAAGGCUCAAAGGGAUAGGCAUGGAUCAUUAAAUCCACUCAAGCAGCACACGAAUCGGCAAGUUGGUUGUGGAAAUACUGGAAACCAAAGGUAACAUUGCUGGUGAAAUCCAGUUAAAAUUAGAAAUGUUUCCCUAAAACACAAAUCCAUUCUUCAGUUACACUGUAAAACAAACCUGUUUUGAAGAUUAGAGCAAUAUUUGGGGGGAAGGGUUUCCAGUGUUCACACCUUGUCAUUUAAAGCAACUGCUUCAGUGAUGUAACUCCAGAUGUUAUAUUUCAGUAAGAUCUUGAUUGCUGUACUUUGCUAAAGUUCUCACAGAUGUAAAACUAGUGCUUUAAAAUCACUGACUGUUUACACUCGAGCCAUGGCAAUUUUAUUUUUUCAGUUAUUAUUUGUAUAUAUUGUAAUUAAUAUAUUUGCGUGAACUGUUGUGGUUCUUGUGUUUCCUUUGAAUUUUCUGAAGUGGCUCCUGUAGCGUUAAAUCAUAUUUAAUAAGUAACUGAGAUUAUUAUAAGUAUGCUGAUGUUGAGCCACAAUGCACUGAAAUGAAAUGCCUCAUCAUUAGGACUUUCUUGGUUUUUUUUUUGUCUGGUUUGCACAAUCUUACCUCUGUGUUUCUAUUGUAGAAUACAAUGCACAAAAUGUGUUUAAAAUGUGAAUUUUGGCUCAAAGAAUAAACACAUGACACAAAUUAA
Myripristis murdjan (pinecone soldierfish) is the source of this 2682-nucleotide messenger RNA. It is a transcript of the gene klhdc2, whose product is annotated as kelch domain containing 2. The coding region runs from base 179 to 1519 and encodes 446 amino acids. The record is from RefSeq and is a predicted model, not a curated record. Gene Ontology annotation, molecular function: protein binding. The transcript has 14 exons. NCBI's taxonomy places the organism in Eukaryota, Metazoa, Chordata, Actinopteri, Holocentriformes, Holocentridae.